AUGGAAACUUCUGACCAUCACAAAAAUGUAAACAACGUUUUCUACUGCAAGGGGGAAAUAACAGGGGACGUCACACAGAAGAACUGCACUACAACCUUCCAUGGCUUCCGACAGGACAACAACGACAAGUACUUCUUCAGGCUUGAGUGUACGGAACUCACAAAGUACACUUUCGAUAAUGGGGUCACAAUUAAUGCCCAACCAGAUCUCCCCCCCUCCCUGUUGUCCUCUGGGGGUCAGGUGUCAGAGGGGGCCCAGGUCAGCCUGCAGUGUUCAGUCCCGGUGCCCUGCCACAACAUGCCCCCCUCCAUCACCUGGUCACCUGAAGACAACUCUAGUCAAAAGUCUACACAAAUGCAGAGUUUAGACGAUGGACAGAUGAUCAUGAUGACCACGCUGACCUUCAGUGCUGCAGCGCACCACAACAACCAGAGCUUCUCCUGUUCUGUGACCUACCCGCUGACAGCAGGGGGCAGCAGCCGCUCGUCUGCAACCUCUCAGAGGCUCAGCGUCCUGUAUGGUCCUAAAGACACCGUGGCAACCGUCAGCAACUCUGCCGAUGUGUUUGAGGGCCAAUCGGUGACACUCACAUGCUUCAGUGAGGCCAACCCCCCUGUGAGCCUCUACACCUGGUACAGAGACGACUUUGGAAAGCUGACUAAGAUUGGUAAAGGAAAAAAGCUGGUCCUGCAGGUCAGCCAGACGGACAGCGGGUUGUAUCUGUGUGAGGCUCAAAGUCUGAUGACAUCUCAGAGGUCCAGACCUGUAUCUCUGGAGGUCAAAACCACAACAGGCCGGAUCGAGGGUGUUGUUUUACCCUACACUAUAUGUGGAGUAUUGCUGCUCCUCUACAUUAUGACUGUUGUUGUAGAUGUGUACAAGUAUCAAGGUAUAUCCCGCAGGCUGAAGAUGAUUGAAGUGAAGGGAGAACACACCUACACUAAUAUGAGGUCCUGCAGUGACUAUGACCAACUCCAGGGAGGGUGGACUGCUCUCAUGUGGGGAGCCUACAAAGGUCAUACAGAUGUGGCCCGGAUGCUCAUGGACAAAGGAGCUAACCCCAACAUCACCGGACAGUACAGCGUCUACCCCAUUAUCUGGGCGGCAGGUCGAGGCCACGCAGAGAUUGUCCAUCUCCUGCUGCAGCACGGAGCCAAGGUCAACUGCUCGGACAAGUAUGGCACCACUCCUUUGAUCUGGGCAGCGAGGAAAGGCCACUACGACUCUGUGAUGCACCUUCUGGCCAACGGAGCUGAUGUGGACCAAGAAGGAGCCAACUCCAUGACGGCUCUGAUUGUGGCGGUGAAAGGUGGCUAUACAGAGGUCGUAAAGGAGCUGCUGAAGAGUAACCCAAACGUCAACAUGACCGACAAGGAUGGCAACACCGCCCUCGCCAUUGCUGCCAAGGACGGUCACACCGAGAUCGUACAGGACCUGCUGGAUGCCGGCACCUAUGUCAAUAUCCUGGACAGGAGUGGGGAGACGAUGCUGAUUGGAGCGGUGAGAGGAGGCCAUGUGGAGAUAGUCCGAGCUCUGCUGAACAAAUACGCUGAUAUUGACGUCAGGGGAAUGGAUGGAAAGACUGCCCUCUACUGGGCAGUGGAGAAAGGCAACGCCUCCAUGGUGAGAGACAUCCUGCAGUGUAACCCGGACACCGAGAGCUGCACUAAGGAUGGAGAGACCCCACUCAUCAAAUCCACAAAAAUGAGGAACAUAGAGAUAGUGGAACUCCUGCUGGAUAAAGGAGCCAAGGUGUCUGCAGUGGAGAAGAAAGGGGACACGCCGCUCCACAUUGCCAUCAGAGGGCGCAGCAGAAAGCUGGCUGAGCUGUUGCUGAGGAACCCUAAAGAUGGCCGCCUGCUCUACCGCCCCAACAAAGCUGGAGAAACACCAUACAACAUUGACUGCACCCACCAGAAAAGCAUCCUCACACAGAUAUUUGGAGCCAAGCACCUCUCCCCCUCUGAGUCAGAUGGAGACAUGUUGGGUUAUGACCUGUAUAGCAGUGCUCUAGCAGACAUCCUGAGUGAGCCCACCAUGCAGCCCCCGAUCUGUGUUGGCCUGUACGCCCAGUGGGGCAGCGGCAAAUCCUUCCUUCUUAAGAAACUGGAGGAUGAGAUGAAGACCUUUGCAGGCCAGCAGAUAGAGCCCUUGUUCCAGUUCUCCUGGCUGGUGGUCUUCCUCACCCUGCUGCUCUGCGGCUCACUGGCUAUGGUUCUGGGAUUUACUGUCGAUCCCCAGCUGGCAAUCGCCGUCUCCCUCAGCCUCCUCGCUCUGCUCUACAUCUUCUUCGUGUUGGUGUACUUUGGAAGUCGGCGUGAGAGGGAGAGCUGGCACUGGGCGUGGGUCAUCAGCACCCGUCUGGCUCGCCAAGUCGGUUACAUGGAGCUGCUGCUCAAACUGAUGUUUGUCAACCCCCCCGAACUUCCUGAGCAGACCACCCGCGCACUGCCUGUCAGGUUCCUGUUCACAGACUACAACCGUCUGUCCAGUGUUGGAGGGGAGACCUCCAUGGCUGAGAUGAUCGCCACGCUCUCUGAUGCCUGUGAGAGAGAGUUUGGCUUCAUGGCCUCCAGGCUCUUCAGGGUUUUCAAGAAAGAUGAGAUCCAAGGUAAGAAGUGGAAGAAAACAUGCUGCGUUCCUUCCUUCGUGCUGUUUGUCUUGACACUGGGAUGCCUGAUCACUGGUGUGGCUCUGUUGGCCAUCUUUAAGGUGGACCCUAAUAACUUCACAGUAAAUGCAGUGCUGAUAGCCAUGGCCAGUGUGGUGGGUCUGGCCUUACUGCUCAACUUCAGGACCUGGUGGCAGGUGGCUGACUCUGUCCUCAACUCCCAGAGGAAACGUCUGCACAGUGCUGCCAACAACUUAAAUAAACUCAAGAGUGAAGGGUUUAUGAAGGUUCUGAAGCAUGAAGUGGAACUAAUGUCAAAAAUGGCCAAAACCAUUGAUGGCUUUACCCAGAACCAGACACGCAUGGCCGUCAUCAUCGACGGACUGGACGCCUGUGAGCAGGACAAAGUUCUGCAGAUGCUGGACACGCAUCGGCAGUCUGAAAUGAUGCAACAUCCUGAUGCUUCCACCUAUGAGAACCCCAUCGCUCUGCAGGCCACGUUCAAAAAUACUCCUCUGUCAAAGUAA
Molecule: messenger RNA, 3138 nt
Organism: Notothenia coriiceps (black rockcod)
Lineage: Eukaryota; Metazoa; Chordata; Actinopteri; Perciformes; Nototheniidae
Product: kinase D interacting substrate 220
Exons: 24
Coding region: 1-3138 (1045 amino acids)
Molecular function (GO): PDZ domain binding; protein kinase regulator activity
Source: RefSeq, a predicted model, not a curated record